AUGCCUUCGCUAGCCGGGAAGCCGAUCAGCCAGAAUGGCCUAGGUCUUAUGCGCCUGACCUGGAAAGAUGAUGUCACACCCGACGAAAAAGCUUUCAAGAUUCUCAAGGCUGCCCUCGCCGCCGGCGUCAAUGUCUGGAAUGGAGCCGACUUCUACGGCACGCCUGACAACAACUCUCUACACCUUAUGAACCGUUAUUUUACCGCCUAUCCUGAGGACGCUGAAAAGGUCGUUCUUACAAUCAAAAGUGGCAUCAAGGAUAUGCGAACUUUCACUAUGGACUGUUCCCCCGAGGCAAUCCGGGAGUUUGUGAAGCGCGCAAACGCCAUCCUCGACGGAAAGAAGAAAAUCGACAUCUUCGGUUGUGGACGGGUCGACAAGAACGUGCCAAUUGAGGAUACCGUCAACGCACUAGCGGAACUCGUGAAAGAGGGCAAAAUAGGUGGCAUCCAGCUGAGCGAAGUCAGUGCCAAUACCAUUCGGCGCGCGGCAAAGGUAGCUAAGAUCGACAUGGUCGAGGCGGAGAUCAGUCUGUGGGCAACUGAUGUCUUUGGAAAUGGCGUUGCUGAGACCUGUGGUGAAUUGGGAAUUCCGAUGGUGGCUCAUACUCCUCUUGGUGCUGGUAUGCUUACGGGUCAGAUCAAGAGUCUGGAUGAUAUGCCCGCGAAUGACCACCACCGAUUCUUCCCGCGCUUUCAGCCCGAGAAUUUCCAGACUAACUUGCGUCUGGUGGCAAAGAUAAAUGAAAUGGCAGGGAAAAAAUCUUGUACAUCUGCCCAGCUUGCCCUUUCGUGGAUUAAGGCUCAGAGUCGGCGCGAAGGAAUGCCGGUCUUUGUGCCUGUUGCCGGCGCCAGAUCUGAACAGAGAGUUGUGGAGAACGCGACGGAUAUUCCAUUGUCAGAGGCCGAUAUGGCUGAGAUCGAGGCUAUCCUAGACCAAUUCCCAGUUGCGGGAGAUCGGUACCCCCCUGCCGCUGCAAAGCUCACGGAGUACUAA
Messenger RNA from Penicillium cataractarum, 996 nucleotides. Its product is annotated as aldo/keto reductase family protein. Lineage: Eukaryota; Fungi; Ascomycota; Eurotiomycetes; Eurotiales; Aspergillaceae. The transcript has 2 exons. Gene Ontology annotation, cellular component: cytoplasm. The coding region runs from base 1 to 996 and encodes 331 amino acids. The record is from RefSeq and is a predicted model, not a curated record.